UCGUUCUUUAUAUGUCUUUCUGUCUUUUUUUAAUCACUUCCACCGGUCCAUCUCUGCUGGCCUCCUGCAUCCCCUAGAUGCUUAUCGCCUUCGUUUCUCAGAGUUUCUCAACAAUUUUUCGUUUUUCUUUCCGACUUGUGACCCAUUGGUCUCUCCUUUACUAGUCCUUGCUCUCUCAAAGUCUUACCCAUUUCCUUUCCGUCACCAGCUUUUCGUUACAAAGGGGGGAAAAGACACCAAUUACUCCUACUGUUCCUCUCGCCACUUUAUUCGGAAAGCUAUCGAUCCAUUAAGCACUCAGUGAUAAUCAGCACAAACUACGUCUAGCUCAGUGAUAUCCUCCAGAUUUAGCCGGAAUGCAGGCCCUUCGGGGACUCUGAUAUGGGUCGGUGUUGUUGCCGAGCUGUUACUGUGAUCUUGCCCACCAAUUAAAUGAUGAUAUUCUUGAAGAUUCUAGGGUUUUAUGCGUUUUCUGGUGGGUGGUUUAUUGUUUGUUGGGGUCUUUAAUGGUCCUGCCAUUGUGGGUUUUUACUUUUAUGUGAGGGGAGAUUUGGGUUUUGCAUGUUUUGCUCAGCUUCAAGCAAACUUCGAGAGGAGGACAUUUCUCCCAUUGUCGUUGGGUAGCUGAAACUUUGGCGAAGAUUUAGGGGUUUCUACUGAAACCCCAUCACCGUAAUCCGUACGGAGACCAGGUAUUUAGUUGCCUCCUGCUGAUAUAUCUUUGAUAUGUUAACUUUUGAUUAUUGGUCCAAAUAUAGGAAUUAUAAAAUAGUAAUUAGUGGGUUUCUUUUGACCGUUUAAAUCUUGAAGAAGAAGAUUUUUCUCAAGCGUGUAUUUUGCUUUCCUUUAAUUUCAAUUAUUGCUGGGGUUUAAUGUUUAUCAAUGGGGAUAUGACGAGGAAUCAGGGUUUCAAUUCCUUUGAGGAAUGAAAUAAUGGUUAAAAGAUUCCCCAAGUCUGUGAGAGCUUCUUUUACAAGGAUUCCAAAAGGGAAAUAAAGGUAUUCUGAGCUGAGGCCAUAAGGGGUUGCAACGGUUGAAACCUUCAAAGCUGCUUUUACUCCCCCCCCACCCUCCCUGAGAAUAUAAUGUUUCUUUGUACACUCCCCCCUACCCGUUGUUUCCAUUAAUUAGAGAAAGGCGUGCCCCGAAGUAAGAGAUUACAAGGCUGAGAGAUGAAUGCUUUUUAAGCUUCUUUGCACAGAUUGGCAUAUUUCCGUUAUUAUUCUUUGGAUCUGAGGGAUUAAAGAUAUUUUGGUGUUGACUCUCUGGGUACUCUCUGGGAUUAUACAAAGUCAAAAUUUUCAGUGGUAUUGAGCUGAAUUUGUCAAGUAUUCCAAAGCAUCGAUGGGGCUUCUUCUUCGAAGUCUCUCGAUGCUUAUUCUACUGAUGUGGUUCUUCUGGCUGCCGGCCCCCAGGGCUCAAUCUACUCCUGGGUCUUCAAGAAGCCCUGCACGUGCUCUGGAUGCGCGGCUCCAAGACUAUGCUUACAAGGCUUUUGUUCAUCCAAAGACCGGCAUUUCCUAUGAUGGGGUUGUUCCCGCAGAUUUAGCUGGGAUCGAGAUUGCAGCAAUGAGGCUCAGGAGUGGUAGCUUAUAUAGAAAAGGUGUUCCCAUGUACAAAGAGUUCAAGAUUCCCAUAGGAGUUACCACGAGCCCAUAUGUCCGGAGGCUUGUUUUGGUCUACCAAAACUUGGGCAAUCGGUCUGUGGAGUACUACGCAUUACGUGAUUACUCUUACUUGACUCCAGUGCUGGGUCUUCUUGCUUAUAAUGCUUCAAACUUGUCUGCUACAGAUUUACCAGAAUUGAAUAUUACAGCGACCGGUGAUUCCAUAUCGAUUAGUUUUGUGGAUGUGCAACCAGUCCCCGAUGGGGCUGUUGCAAAGUGUGUUUGGUUUGAUUUACAUGGUAACCCCAAUUUCAGCAAUGUGGCAUCAGGUAAUACGUGCCUCACAAUUCAACAGGGGCAUUUCUCUAUCGUGGUCAAUUCUACUGCUUUUCCUCCAACAUCGAUCUCUCCUACACCAAGUGCUGGUCCAAAAUCGAGUGGUGGAGGAAAGAAGAAUAAUUCCAAAGCCGGGAUAAUUGUGGGAUCUGUGCUGGGCGGAUUAGGGUUGUUGGUGGUAUUGACAUUCCUGGUUCUGUGGGCGCAGAAGUACAAGCAUGAGAAGAAAAUGCAACAGAUGGAGAGGGCUGCAGACGGAGGAGAAGCCCUGCAUAUGACCACGGUUGGGAAUACAAAAGCUCCUGCUGCAACAGUGACUCGAACACAACCAGUCCUCGAGAGUGAAUAUGCACCCUGACUCCCAAAGUUUGUACAAGCUUCCACUGUCAUCCAACUGCUAUUCAUAUUCAAGUUCAAUUCCUGUAUUCAGAAAUUCUUCCAAAUCACACCUUUUUUUGGUGGUGUCUCCCUUCGCUGCAUUGUUUCUCGUAGGCUGUUGCUUUUAGUGUGGUUAAUAUAGGAUUUUUGUGUAAUCGGUCUCACAAAGUCGUCCAUAGUUUUAUGAUUCAUUGUGGUGUGUAGCCCAAAGUGAUUUUAUAUGUGAUGAAUUUAGUUGUCCCAUUGACAAGGAAUAAAAAUUCUUAUGCCACCUUUCUUUUU
Messenger RNA from Corylus avellana, 2603 nucleotides. Its product is annotated as transmembrane protein, putative (DUF1191). The record is from RefSeq and is a predicted model, not a curated record. Gene Ontology annotation, cellular component: membrane. NCBI's taxonomy places the organism in Eukaryota, Viridiplantae, Streptophyta, Magnoliopsida, Fagales, Betulaceae.